AGAUUGACGAGAACAAGUAUCUUUGGCAAUGGAGCCAGGACGAAGAUGUCCGCGUAUACGCCAGAGUGCGAAGAACGCUGCACUGUCUCAACUUGUCACAGGAUUGCUGCUGCUGCUGGUGCUAGGAUUCGUGCAAGGUGACUUUGGUGCACCACUGACGUGUGACCCAGCGUUGUCGUCAUACGCUGGUAUCCAGUCAUGGCGUGCAGACAAUCUACCUGUGUCCGUACACAGCCCUUCUCAAAGCGCAAUCGAGUCGCACACUUACCUUCCUAAUCUACUGGCCUACGAGACAGUGUCACCAGAUUCAACCACCAACUCAGACUGUGACAGUGACGGACCGGAAUGUACCUUCGGCCUCGCUAAGGUGCAAUUAAACGAGACGGCAUUGCAGAUAGUGAUGAUCUUAAAGAGGACAGGAAGCCAGCAGAGUUGGUGUGCAACUCUAACAGGUCACGGAGACGGUGCAUACGAAAUGUACAGCUCUAAUGUCGAAUUUUCCAAUGACAUAGGCACUACCAACGCUUUCAUCCUGAGGCGGCCAUUUGGUGAUAUCCCGGUAUUCUGGUUCAAAAUAAGAGCUGCCACCUCUGAAGAAGCGAAUGCCACUUUGGCUGCUUGGAAGACCAGCCCCGUCAUAGGCCUUAAUGUGAAUGCGACUGUGAAAGGAUACCGCUCUGUCAGCAUUUAUUCUGGGAAAUCCUUGGAUUGCGCGACAUUCACAGUUGCACUGUCCCCCGGUAAACAGGUUCCCGUCACGGAUAGAGUGAUACGUCUAUUUAAAAACGAAACUCUCGUUUCCAGCAGUGACCAGUCAGUUCAACUGUUCUUGCACCGGGACUCAUCGCAGCAAGAUGUGGCCAAAGUGUGCUUCAAUGUCCCGAAUGCAAGGCGCGACUCUGGCACCUAUCACUUAACAGUGAACUAUCUCAAUCAGCAUAACACUCACUCGUAUGUGGAGCAGACACUGCUGCACUUGUUCAAUGUGACUGUCAAGCAAGGAACACCUCCAACAGCACCUCCAACAGCAGUGCCAACAGCAGUGCCAACAACAGUGCCAGCAGUGCCAGCAGUGUCAACAACAGUGCCAGUAGGCAGCUCAACAACAACUAUAUGGAACAACUCGAGCAUUGACGGAUCUUUUACUAUCGCCAUAUUAUGGAAAAGCUCUCCAAUCAUGAAUCCACCCCGGGCGAAGGAUCUCUGCCAGUCCCUGGGUUUCUCACUAAUAUCUUGGGAUAUGCUACAUAAGGCAUGGUCGUUUUCCGCAUCUUUCAGCAGCACCUUGUACAGCAUGUUUCUCAAGCAGUAUAUGACAAGUCCUACUUUUCGUUCUCAACCAAGAUACUACAUGUCCUACACGUCAACUGACAAGUGGCUACGACAAUUUUGGAUACAACCAACAUCCAGUGGUUCCGUUCUCCACAGUGUUACAGAUAGCUCAUUACUUAAUCUUCCUUCAUUUAUGAUGAAGAUAACUGGUGCACCCAUCUGUUUCAAGUUUGAACGUGGCUUUCUUAGCGCCAUCGACGAACACUAUGGUAAUACGGAGUUUGCACCAGACACCCAUGCAAAUCAUGAAGAUCCUGAAUUGCAGUAGCACUCAUCAGAAGUCCUAACCUCUUCGACUACAAGAGCUUGUGAUGCAUGUUGGGUCAUCAGACAGCGGCUGAGCCCAUGUUCUCUCAAUAGUAUCAAGAGUACUCUUGAUAAUACCAAUAAUGUAUAGCACAUGUACUUUUGAUAACACCUUUUCCUUCCAAUUCUGUUUACUAGUAUGUGGGAUUGCCCCUCCACC
This is a messenger RNA of Sycon ciliatum, 1798 nucleotides long. RefSeq lists its product as uncharacterized. The record is from RefSeq and is a predicted model, not a curated record. The transcript has 6 exons. Bases 29 to 1600 code for a protein of 523 amino acids. NCBI's taxonomy places the organism in Eukaryota, Metazoa, Porifera, Calcarea, Leucosolenida, Sycettidae.